UUUCUUUUCAGGAGCGACUACAGUCUGCUGAUACAGGAGAGGGCGCUGGGUUAUCGAGGAAUGUUGGUCUAAGGAAGUGUCUGUACAACGACAUCUUGUACAAGAGGAACACGGUCAUAGAGAACCUUCCCGAAGCCUGCGCGCAGUUGGUGUGCAGGAUGAAGCGCAGGAAACCCAAAGUGGUUCUGGAACCCGUCGAAGGAUGCACGUGCUCACGCUCCGCCUCAAGAGUUCCGAAGGUCGAAUCCGAACCUGAAGGCGGCGAUGUAGCGUCUGAUGCCUUCUACGACACAGGCGCAAGGGCGGCUAGGAGUUGCUGGUUCAACAGGAGGCGGAGAGUGAACAGCACCGUCGCCAUUUUGGAGGACCACUGCGUCGGGGUCGUGUGCGUCUACAACGCGAGCGCCGCGCGAGCGGUGCUGGAGGCGCGCUUUCUCCCUGGAUGCGUCUGUGGCGAACUUACGACCGUGCCAGCAACCGAACGCCCCACCAACCUACCUACCGAAACCCCCACCAACCCACCCACACACCCUCACCAACCCACCCACCGAACCCCCAACGACCGCGCGCAGCUUGUGACUACGCCCAAUUCUCCGCCGAACACUCGAUGCUGCUGCCUCCCAACCCCGAGUGUAACGCCCACAGGAGCGGGGUUUCGGAGGCGGAGAAACUGGAGAUCCUGGAGGCCCACAAUACCCUAAGGGCGAAGGUGGCCCGCGGGGAGGAGAGCCAAGGAGACUCGGGUCCCCAGCCUUCAGGAGCCGACAUCAGGGAGUUGGUGUGGAAUGACGAACUCGCGCAGGUGGCUCAGGCGUGGGCGGAGCAGUGCAAGGGCGGCCACGACGGGUACGCCAAGAGGAAGAUCUGCAGCCGAGAUUACGCCGUCGGCCAGAACGUCUUCAGGAAGUGGGGCCACAACCCCGAUUCCGUAUGGACCGAAGCCAUCCAGUCGUGGUAUAAUGAGGUCGCCAACAUGCCUCAUACCUUCGUGGACCAAUUCACCGGUAGCCCCCCCUCUGGGAAGAUCAUCGGUCACUAUACACAGUUGGUCUGGGGAGCGACGAACGAAAUCGGAUGCGGGGCCGUAGACUUCUCCAGCAUCAAGAGCGGCACCACGUACCCCGAGAGCAAAGUGUACGUGUGCAACUACGGCAGGAACGGCAACAGCAUCAACUCUCCCGUCUACACGAGAGGUCCUGCGGCGUCCGAGUGCAGCGGAGGAGAGUCCACUCGGUAUCCAGGACUCUGCUUGUAGGAGAGAAAUUUGUAAUAUGUAAAAUGAAUAGAACAUUUCGGAUGGAAUUGGUUUUAAUUCUUUUUUACGAAAUUGUCAUGGAUUGGGUGGUGGUGUGCACACUAGUGGUUGCAUAUGAAGAUUGUUUCUCUGUAAAUUUAAUUGUAU
Messenger RNA from Penaeus vannamei (Pacific white shrimp), 1402 nucleotides. The record is from RefSeq and is a predicted model, not a curated record. Lineage: Eukaryota; Metazoa; Arthropoda; Malacostraca; Decapoda; Penaeidae.